AUGAAUAGUGAUGAUAUUCAAAGGCUUAUCACGGCUCAACAACAACAACUUGAGGCCCAGAACAGGAUGAUUGCAGAAAUGCAAGCGCAGACUGCUUCACGCGACAAAGCGUAUGAAGACUUACUCAAGCAGUUUGGAAAUAUAGGUGUCUCACCCUCAACCUCAUCUGCUUUACCAAAAAAGAAGAAAACUCGUGCUUCCACUGGCUCGAUGCCACAUCAACCUCCUGUCAGUACUCCAUCUACCAGCAAAAAAACACCCACCAGUUUUAAAGACACAAAGGAAUGUUUCUUUUUAUUCAUUCGAGUUAUGUGGGGUCUCAUCUUGGCGGGUGCGGUUCCCAAGGCACCAGACCCAGCUCUUAUGGAAGAAUUCAACGCACGUCUCUCUAAUGUAUCAGAAAUCGCCGGUGUAUUGGACAAUCACGCAGCUCAGAGUCUGAUUGACGAUAAGGAAGUAAUCACACUGGCUGAAGCCCGUCAUGGUCGCAUGAAGGUCGGAAAGGGUAUCUUCAACAUCAAAGAUUUUUUCCUUCUUUUCACUCGAGCAAUGCUGGCCAAGCUUGGCAUACGAGUUUGGUGCCCUGAUCUAGAUGCCUCUGAGGACUCGAUGUGGAACGAAGCCUGUCGAAUCAGUGCCAUUUGUAUUUUCCGGCAAUGGGCGAUAGCUGAUGCUUUCAUCACAAUGAACAUCAACAAAUCCUUUAUCAACAAUAUCUUACUGCUUGAACGAACUUACAAUCAUUACGUGUUUCAUGUGUGUGCCGACAAGUACAAACAAGAGUUGAAGGGGGAGGGAACAAACAAGGUGGCAGAUGAGAGAAGAGCUGCACAGACAUGUCGCAGACGUUUGAUGGCUUAUGUGGCCAAGACCCUGGUAUACCGAUCUGCUAAGGCCAACCAGAUGAUAUGGCAAGUUGACGAGCACAUGUGGUGUUCCAAAGAAAUCAAUGGUACACGGGUUCAAUCACGACCACGUUUGCGACCCAAGACCCCAAAGAUGUCAACUUUCACCAAACCUCCGAAGAAAUUUCCGAUUGACUUUUUCAACGCUGACUGGUUCAACAACUCCCUUUUGCUUGCACAGAAACUUCAAGUCGCUGAUAUUCACAAAGUCAUCUUUCUUCCCAAUCCAACUCUUUCCCUCCUUGGUACACCUCACCCUGACAAAAAAUUGAAUGACAAGAAAUUUACUGAAAAACAUUGGGCUGACGCCACAAAGGACUACUGUAUGGAUCAACUCAUCAAUCAAGAAGAAGAAGAAAAUUCUGAUAGCGACGAGGAUGGAGAUGACGAGUCGCAUGAUGGAGAUAGCAUUGACUUGGAUGAGACUGACGGGGAAGAUGAUGGAGAGGAAGAGGAUGAGGAUUAUGAAGAAGAGGAAGAGGAGGAUGAAGAUGAUGAUGAUGAUGUUGGUAAUGAUUUUGAAGAAGAGGGAGCACCAGUAGGAAAGGGGAAGGGAAAGGCACCAGCAGGAAGCGGGCCAUACUUUGUGGAUGAUACGGAUGUGUAUGUGGAUGAGGAAGCAGAAGAUGAGGGUUGUGCGCUAAGAUUGGAUGCCUGGCAGAAUGCUUGA
Messenger RNA from Melampsora larici-populina 98AG31, 1575 nucleotides. RefSeq lists its product as uncharacterized. The record is from RefSeq and is a predicted model, not a curated record. The transcript has 4 exons. NCBI's taxonomy places the organism in Eukaryota, Fungi, Basidiomycota, Pucciniomycetes, Pucciniales, Melampsoraceae. The coding region runs from base 1 to 1575 and encodes 524 amino acids.